AUGGUGAAGGAGAUUCUAAAAGACCGUCACUACGCUGCUUCUCUUCCCAAAGAAGUGCGAAAAUCAGUGGAGGUGAUUUUCCGAAGAAGCUUCGUCGCUGCACCAGUAUUUGUAAUUGCGGCUCUGAUCCUCACCGUUUGUCUCGUGAGAGGGGAAACGGAAGAGAAAGAGACUUGUCUUGAUGAGCAAUGUCAUGAUUAG
Penicillium pulvis is the source of this 201-nucleotide messenger RNA. RefSeq lists its product as uncharacterized. The coding region runs from base 1 to 201 and encodes 66 amino acids. NCBI's taxonomy places the organism in Eukaryota, Fungi, Ascomycota, Eurotiomycetes, Eurotiales, Aspergillaceae. The record is from RefSeq and is a predicted model, not a curated record. The transcript is spliced from 2 exons.